GGUGUGAUUUGUCUGGGGAACGCGACGCCGCGUCAAAGAUGGCUCCUUAUCAACCUACACUUGGUUCAUUUAGGAAUAAUUGUGCAAAAGAUUAAGAGGCAUAUUUUAGAGAGAGGAGGCGGAGAGAAGCCGGUAGUAGUUGUCGCGGGCAGUGUUGGCUCUCUGGUCGCUCUCUCUUGCUCUCUCGUCUGUGCUAGCUAGUUAGCUCACAUAGUAAAUAUUAGCCAGCCUGCUUAUUGUUGACUGCUAAAAUGGCCACCAUGGAGAAACUGAUGAAGGCAUUCGAGUCUCUGAAGUCCUUCCAGCAGCAGCAGGGGCCACCGACCGCAGAGGAGCUUGCCCAGAGGCAAAAGAAGGAGCAAGCUGCCACGAAGAAGGAUAGAGUGACACACUGCCUGACAAUAUGCGAAAACAUUGUUGCUCAGUCACUGAGCAGAACAUCCCCAGAAUUUCAGAAACUGCUCGGCAUCGCCAUGGAGAUGUUCCUGCUCUGCAGUGAUGACAGCGAAUCAGAUGUCCGGAUGGUAGCUGAUGAGUGCCUGAACAAAAUCAUCAAAGCACUGAUGGACUCCAACUUACCCAGACUACAGUUGGAACUGUACAAAGAAAUUAAAAAGAAUGGUGCCUCUCGGAGCCUGAGGGCAGCUUUGUGGAGGUUUGCUGAGCUUGCCCACCUCAUUAGACCACAGAAAUGCAGACCCUAUCUGGUCAACCUGUUGCCGUGCCUCACAAGAAUCACCAAACGACAGGAGGAGACGGUGCAGGAGACACUGGCUGCAGCAAUGCCCAAGAUCAUGGCAGCCUUGGGAAACUUUGCAAAUGAUAGUGAGAUCAAGGUACUGCUGAAGUCUUUUGUAGCCAACCUGAAAUCCAGCUCUCCAACCAUCAGACGGACAGCUGCCAGCUCAGCCGUCAGUGUGUGUCAACACUCCAGACGCACCAGUUACUUCUACACCUGGCUCCUUAAUGUGCUCCUGGGUCUGCUUGUUCCAGUAGAUGACGAGCAUCCCAGUCACUUGAUUCUGGGGGUGUUGUUAACUCUUCGCUACCUGAUGCCUCUGCUACAGCAGCAAGUCAACACCACCAGCCUCAAGGGAAGCUUUGGAGUCAUGAGGAAGGAAGCUGAUGUACAGCCAACACCUGAACAACUACUACAGGUUUACGAGCUGACCCUACACUACACGCAGCACUGGGAUCACAACGUGGUCACAGCUGCUCUGGAGCUUCUGCAGCAGGUUUUCAGGACUCCCCCACCAGAGCUUCUGCACAUGCUCAUCACCGCCGGCAGUGUCACACACGCCACCGUCUUUCGUCAGGACACGGAGAACCGAGCUCGAUCUGGCAGCAUCCUUGAGCUUAUUGCGGGGGGAGGGUCUUCCUGCAGUCCACUUCUUCUCAGGAAACCGAGAGGUAAAAUUCUUUCUGGAGAGGAGGAUGGGUUGGAGGAUGACCCUGAAAGGACCGAGGUUACUGCCGGUUCCUUCACAGCAUCAGUUGUUGGUGCAGACGGCUCCACUACGACACAGGUGGACAUAAUCACGGAGCAGCCCCGCUCCUCCCAGCACACUCUGCAGCCCGGCGACUCUGUGGACCUGAGUGCCUCCUCAGAGCAGGGGGCUGGCGGAGGUGGGACGUCUGCAUCGGGCACUCCCGACUCGCCUAACGACAACGAGGAGGAAAUGCUGAGCCGGAGCUCCAGCGGGGGGGCCAACGUCACCCCGGAGACGGCGGACUACACUACACCAGAGAACGCCACUCCAGAGGGAGGGCCCCUAGGAGAAGGUGGAGCGCUUCUGGGCACUAAUGAUCAAUCACUUCCACCCAGCGACUCGUCCCAGACCACCACAGAGGGACCGGACUCGGCUGUCACCCCUUCGGAUGUAGCAGAACUGGUCCUGGAUGGCAGUGAGAGUCAGUACUCGGGGAUGCAGAUUGGAACACUACAAGAUGAGGAAGAUGAAGGAACAGCAUCUUCCACCCAAGAAGAAUCCCGAGAGCAUUUCCUGCAGACUGCGCUCGCUCUGAGUAAGCCUCAUCUCUUCGAAGGUCGAGGUCACAACCGUCAGGGUUCAGACAGCAGCGUGGAUCGCUUCAUCCCAAAGGACGAACCUGCUGAACCUGAACCCGAUAAUAAGCCAUCACGAAUUAAAGGUCCAAUAGGACAUUACACCGACCAGGGGGUGGAGCCACUUGUGCACUGUGUACGACUUCUCGCUGCUUCCUUCCUGCUGACAGGAGAAAAGAAGGGUCUGAUCCCUGACAAAGAGGUGCGUGUGAGCGUGAAGGCCUUGGCGGUCAGCUGUGUUGGAGCAGCAGCAGCGCUGCAUCCUGAAGCUUUCUUUAAUUCUCUCUACCUGGAGCCGCUGGACGGUAUUCCAGUAGAAGAUCAGCAGUACAUCAGUGACGUUCUGUGCCUCAUUGACCAUGGGGACCCUCAGAUCAGAGGGGCCACAGCCAUCCUCUGUGGAGCCAUCAUACAGGCCGCGCUCAACAAAACGCGUUACAACAUACACACUUGGCUGGCCAGUGUGCAGAGUGCCACAGGUAACCCUCUGUCCCUGGUGGACUUGGUGCCGUUGCUCCAGAAAGCUCUGAAAGAUGAGUCCUCAGUCACUUGUAAGAUGGCCUGCUCUGCAGUGAGGCACUGCAUCAUGACAUUGUGCAGCAGCACCCUGAGUGAACUGGGGCUGCAACUGGUGAUAGACCUGUUUGCUCUGAGGGAUUCUUCAUAUUGGCUUGUUCGCACUGAGCUCUUAGAGACUCUGGCUGAGUUAGACUUUCGAUUAGUGAAUUUCUUGGAGAGGAAAACUGAGGCUUUACACAAAGGAGAUCAUCACUACACUGGGCGUCUCCGGCUCCAAGACCGGGUACUGAAUGAUGUAGUCAUACUUCUGUUGGGAGAUGAUGAUCCAAGAGUACGGCACGUAGCUGCCUCUGCUGUCAGCAGGCUGGUUUCCAGGUUGUUCUAUGACUGUGACCAGGGUCAGGUGGACCCGGUGGUGGCCAUUGCUCGGGAGCAGAGUUCAGUCUACCUGCAGCUGCUCAUGCACGAGACCCAGCCCCCCUCCCAGUUCACAGUUAGCACAAUCACAAGGACGUACCGAGGCUACAACCUGUCCAACACCGUCUCCGAUGUCACAUUGGAGAACAACUUGUCCAGAGUUGUUACUGCCGUCUCCCACGCUUUAACCUCUUCUACCUCCAGAGCCCUCACUUUUGGCUGUUGUGAGGCUUUGUGUCUACUGGCUACAAAAUUUCCAGUCAGCACAUGGAGCACAGGCUGGCACUGUGGCUACGUUAGCUCCAGUAGUAGCUUUUCUUCCCGUUCUAGUCUUAAUCGCAGCAGGGGAAGGGCCCUCAGUUUGUCACAUCCCAACAGCACUCCAGCCUCUUCAACCUCGUCUGCAGCAGACUCUGAUCGGAGGACUCUGACGGUAGGAAUGGCCAACAUGGUGCUGUCUCUGCUGUCCUCUGCCUGGUUUCCAUUGGAUCUCUCUGCACAUCAAGAUGCAUUGAUGCUUUCUGGCAACCUGCUUGCUGCUGUGGCUCCCAAAUGCAUGCGCAACCCCUGGGCUGGGGAGGAGGAGGGCAGCAGUGGCAACACCAGUGGAGCUCCAAAUAAGAUGGAAGAGCCCUGGGCAGCAUUGUCGGAACGGUCGGUGGUGGCCAUGGUGGAACAGCUCUUCUCCCACCUGUUAAAGAUCCUCAACAUCUGUGCCCAUGUGCUUGAUGACACACCACCAGGACCAGCAGUUAAGGCUGCUCUGCCCUCCCUGAGCAACACCCCGUCCCUCAGUCCCAUUCGCAGGAAAGGCAAGGAGAAGGAGGCUGCUGAGCCAAGUGCUGCUCCUAUGAGCCCAAAGAAAAGCAGUGAGGCCAACCCAGGCAGGCCGGCGGACAGCACGGGGUCGACGGCUGUGAACAAAUCCACCACACUUGGCAGCUUCUACCACCUUCCGCCCUACCUCAAGCUCCAUGACGUGCUCAAGGCCACACAUGCAAACUACAAGGUGACGUUGGACCUCCACAGUAGCCAGGAGAAGUUUGGAAGUUUCCUACGUGCCACCUUAGAUGUUCUGUCACAGCUGCUGGAGCUUGCCACGCUACAUGACAUCGGCAAGUGUGUGGAGGAAAUUUUGGGCUACCUCAAGUCCUGCUUCUCCAGAGAACCAACCAUGGCUACAGUUUGUGUACAACAGUUGUUGAAGACCUUGUUUGGGACCAACUUGGCCUCUCAGUGCGAGGGUGUCCUGAGUGGACCCAGCCGCUCCCAGGGCAAGGCUCUCCGUCUCGGCUCUUCUAGCCUGCGACCAGGCCUCUACCACUACUGCUUUAUGGCUCCGUACACCCACUUCACCCAGGCUCUCGCCGAUGCCAGCCUUCGUAACAUGGUGCAGGCCGAGCAGGAGCAGGACACGUCUGGAUGGUUUGACGUGAUGCAAAAAGCGUCCAAUCAGCUGAGGUCUAACAUCGCAAAUGCAACGCGACACAGAGGGGACAAGAAUGCAAUCCACAACCACAUCAGACUGUUUGAGCCACUGGUGAUCAAAGCUUUGAAACAGUACACCACCAGCACCUCUGUGAACCUGCAGAGACAGGUGCUCGACUUGCUUGCACAGCUGGUGCAGCUCAGAGUCAACUACUGCUUGCUGGACUCGGAUCAGGUGUUUAUAGGCUUUGUCCUGAAGCAGUUUGAGUACAUUGAAGUGGGGCAGUUCAGAGAUUCUGAGGCCAUCAUCCCCAACAUCUUUUUAUUCCUGGUGCUGCUGUCGUAUGAGCGUUACCACUCAAAGCAGAUUAUCAGCAUCCCCAAGAUCAUCCAGCUGUGUGAUGGCAUCAUGGCAAGCGGCAGGAAAGCUGUCACACAUGCCAUUCCAGCCUUGCAGCCGAUAGUUCAUGAUCUGUUUGUGUUGAGGGGCUCAAACAAAGCGGAUGCGGGCAAAGAGCUGGACACGCAGAAAGAAGUGGUGGUCUCCAUGCUGCUCAGACUCGUACAGCACCAUCAGGUGCUGGAGAUGUUCAUCCUGGUACUGCAGCAGUGUCACAAAGAGAAUGAAGACAAGUGGAAGAGAUUGUCCAGACAGAUUGCUGACGUCAUUCUUCCCAUGAUUGCGAAGCAGCAGAUGCAUCUGGACUCUCCGGAGGCUUUAGGAGUGUUGAACACUCUGUUUGAGACUGUGGCGCCCUCCUCUCUCCGACCCGUGGACAUGCUGCUCAAGAGUAUGUUCACCAUUCCAUCCACCAUGGCGUCUGUGGCUACAGUCCAGCUGUGGGUGUCUGGUAUCCUGGCAGUGCUCAGGGUACUAGUCUCUCAGUCCACUGAGGACAUUGUCCUGUCCCGGGUCCACGAACUAUCGCUCUCUCCACAUCUCCUCUCCUGCCACACUAUCCGCCGUCUACAUCAGCAGAGCUGUUCCCCCAAUGGCCCGCCCUCAGAUACACUCAGCAACCAGGAAGCUAACGGUGAUGCACAAAAGGCUCCACCUGAGGAAACCUUUGCCAGGUUCCUCCUCCAGCUGGUUGGUGUGUUGCUGGAUGACAUUUCCACCAGGCGGAUUAAAGUGGAUAUUACUGAGCAACAACACACCUUCUACUGCCAGCAGCUGGGCACACUUCUGAUGUGUCUCAUACAUGUCUUCAAAAGUGGAAUGUUUCGCAGGAUCACGGCUGCAGCCAGCCGUCUCCUGAAGUCCGAGAGUGGUGGUGGACAGACCAGCACUGAGGCUGACAUGUUUUACCCCUUAGAGGGUCUGAACAGCAUGGUGCAGUGCCUCAUCACCACCCACCCAUCCCUGGUGCUCCUCUGGUGCCAGGUCCUCCUCAUCAUCAACUACACCAACUACUCCUGGUGGGCUGAGGUUCAUCAGACGCCCAGAAGACAAAGCCUGUCAUGCACAAAGUUGCUGAGCCCUCACUCCUCAGGGGAGGGUGAGGAGGAGAAGCCCGAGUCCCGACUAGCAAUGGUCAACAGAGAGAUUGUACGACGGGGCGCACUAAUCCUCUUCUGUGACUAUGUGUGUCAGAACCUCCAUGACUCUGAGCAUCUGACCUGGCUGAUUGUCAAUCACGUACGUGACCUCAUCAGCCUUUCCCAUGAGCCUCCAGUGCAGGACUUCAUCAGUGCUGUCCACCGCAAUUCAGCUGCCAGUGGCCUCUUCAUCCAGGCCAUUCAGUCUCGCUGUGACAACCUCACUACUCCUACCAUGCUGAAGAAGACUUUACAGUGUUUGGAGGGCAUCCACCUUAGUCAGUCUGGAUCUCUGCUGAUGCUGUAUGUGGACAAGCUGCUCAGUACGCCCUUCAGGGUUCUGGCUCGUAUGGUUGACACACUGGCGUGUCGCAGGGUAGAGAUGUUGCUGGCUGAGACGCUACAGAACAGUAUAGCCCAGCUCCCUGUGGAGGAACUGGACAGGAUCCAGGAAUACCUGCAGACAAGUGGCUUGGCUCAGAGGCAUCAGAGGUUCUACUCCCUGCUGGACAGGUUCAGAGCCACUGUGACUGACACCAGCAGCCCCACUCCUCCGGUCACAUCACACCCCUUAGAUGGGGAUCCGCCCCCUGCUCCUGAACUGGUCAUUGCAGAUAAGGAGUGGUAUGUUGCUCUGGUGAAGUCACAGUGCUGUCUUCGUGGAGACGUUUCCCUGUUGGAGACAACGGAACUUCUUACCAAACUACCUCCUGCUGAUCUCUUCAACAUCAUGAGCUGCAAGGAGUUCAACCUAAGCCUGUUGUGUCCAUGCCUGAGUAUGGGAGUGCAGCGGUUGGCACGAGGUCAGGGUUCACUGUUGUUGGAGACGGCUUUGCAGGUGACCCUUGAACAGUUAGCGGGGGUUACCGGCUCACUUCCUGUUCCGCAUCAGUCCUUUCUGCCACCGGCCCAACGAGAGCCCUACUGGGACAAGCUGGGGGAGGUUUAUGAUGAGCCUGGUUUCUAUUCCAAGGUUUUGUCGCUUUGCAGAGCACUGUCCCAGUAUCUGCUGAGUGUGAGCCAGCUUCCUCCUUCACUUCAUAUUCCCUCUGACAAGGAGCAUCUCAUCACCUCCUUCACUUGCACUGCCACUGAGGUUGUAGUGUGGCAUCUGCUCCAGGACCGCUUGCCCCUCAGUGUGGACCUGCAGUGGGCUCUGUCCUGCCUGUGUCUGGCCCUGCAGCAGCCUUGCGUCUGGAACAAGCUUUCCUUACCAGAGUACACCACGCACACCUGCUCUCUCAUCUACUGCCUACGCCUCAUUAUUGUUGCAGUGGCUGUGAGUCCCGGUAACCAGCUGUUGCAUCCGGAGAAGAAAAAGUCAAAAAGAGAUGCUGAAGAAGACGAAGUGGACUCGGCACAUGCCAACCACAUGUGCGAGUGGCGAGCAUGUGAAAUCAUGGCGGAGCUGGUGGAAGGCCUGCAGAGCAUCCUUUCCCUGGGUCACCGUAGCAACUCCAUGUUCCCUGCUUUUCUCACGCCAACAUUGCGCAACAUAGUUAUUAGUCUGUCCCGUCUGCCUCUGGUCAACAGCUUCACCCGAGUGCCUCCACUGGUUUGGAAACUGGGCUGGUCCCCUCAGCCAGGUGGAGAAUUUGGCACAACGCUACCUGAAAUCCCUGUGGACUUCCUGCAGGAAAAGGAUGUCUUCAGGGAGUUUCUCUACCGCAUCAAUACACUGGGCUGGAGCAGUAGGACUCAGUUUGAGGAGACCUGGGCCACUCUGCUGGGGGUGCUGGUCACCCAACCCAUCACGAUGGACCAGGAGGAGGAGACGCAACAGGAGGAGGACUUGGAGCGUACCCAGUUGAAUGUGCUGGCAGUUCAGGCCAUCACCAGCCUGGUGCUGAGUGCCAUGACCCUGCCCACAGCUGGUAACCCUGCAGUCAGCUGUCUGGAACAGCAGCCCCGUAACAAGAGCCUCAAAGCCCUGGAAACACGGUUCGGAAGGAAGCUUGCGGUGAUAAGAGGUGAAGUGGAGAGAGAGAUUCAGGCUCUUGUGUCGAAGAGAGACAACGUCCAUACGUACCACCCGUACCACGCCUGGGACCCUGUGCCCUCACUGUCAGCAGCCUCUGCAGCAGGUACGCUGAUCAGCCACGAGAAGCUACUGCUUCAAAUCAACACUGAGAGGGAGAUGGGCAACAUGGAUUACAAACUGGGGCAGGUUUCCAUUCAUUCUGUGUGGUUGGGUAACAACAUUACUCCUCUGAGGGAGGAAGAGUGGGGUGAGGACGAAGAAGAUGAGGCGGACACUCCAGCUCCCACAUCCCCACCCAUGUCCCCUAUAAACUCCAGGAAGCACCGUGCUGGUGUGGAUAUUCAUUCGUGUUCUCAGUUCCUCCUGGAGCUCUACAGCCAAUGGCUUAUCCCUGGUUCCCCAACUAACAGGAGGACCCCGACCAUCCUCAUCAGUGAAGUGGUCCGAUCGCUGCUGGCAGUGUCGGACCUGUUCACAGAGAGGAACCAGUUUGACAUGAUGUUCUCCACCCUGAUGGAACUGCAGAAGCUCCACCCACCAGAGGAUGAGAUCCUGAACCAAUACCUAGUGCCUGCCAUCUGCAAGGCUGCUGCUGUGUUGGGCAUGGACAAAGCAAUAGCCGAGCCCGUGUGUCGCCUGUUGGAGACGACCCUGCGCAGCACCCAUCUGCCCAGCCGCAUGGGGGCCCUGCAUGGUGUGCUGUACGUGUUGGAAUGUGACCUUCUGGACGACACGGCCAAACAGCUUAUCCCCACGGUCUCAGAGUACCUUCUGUCCAACCUCAGGGCUAUUGCUCACUGUGUGAAUCUGCAUAACCAGCAGCAUGUGUUGGUGAUGUGCGCAGUGGCCUUCUACAUGAUGGAGAACUACCCUCUGGAUGUAGGAGCUGAGUUUAUGGCUGGAGUUAUACAGUUGUGUGGCGUAAUGGUGUCAGCCAGCGAGGACUCGACUCCCUCCGUCAUCUAUCACUGUGUGCUUCGUGGACUGGAACGCCUCCUCCUGUCAGAGCAGUUGUCGCGUGUGGAUGGGGAAGCGCUGGUCAAACUCAGCGUGGACAGAGUCAACAUGCCGUCGCCACACAGAGCCAUGGCAGCCCUGGGCCUCAUGUUAACCUGCAUGUACACUGCGGUGCUUGCGUCGGGUUCAGACGCGACAGGGGUUAGAGGUCAGGUUGACUCUGGCUCUGCUGUAGCGGAGACGCUGGGCGUCACGGCGGGUCAUGUUGGUCUCUCCUCAGGCAAGGAGAAGGCCAGCCCUGCCAGCCGCCCCGCCCAUGCUGACCCUCAAGCCCCAGACAGCGAGUCAAUCAUUGUUGCCAUGGAGAGGGUCUCUGUGCUCUUCGACAGGAUUAGGAAGGGUUUACCCAGCGAGGCGCGGGUGGUGUCCAGGAUCCUGCCCCAGUUUCUAGACGACUUCUUUCCGCCACAGGAUGUGAUGAACAAGGUCAUCGGAGAGUUCCUGUCCAAUCAGCAACCUUACCCACAAUUCAUGGCAACAGUCGUUUACAAGGUCUUCCAGACACUCCAUGCCACGGGCCAGUCUUCGAUGGUGCGAGACUGGGUGCUGCUGUCUUUGUCAAACUUCACUCAGAGGACACCGGUGGCCAUGGCCAUGUGGAGCCUCUCCUGCUUCUUUGUCUCGGCGUCCACCUCCCAGUGGAUCUCAGCCCUACUGCCACAUGUGAUCAGCCGGAUGGGCUCCAGUGAGGUGGUGGAUGUCAACCUGUUCUGCCUCGUGGCUAUGGAUUUCUACCAGCACCAGAUUGAUGAGGAACUGGACCGUAGGGCUUUCCAGUCCGUCUUUGAGACCGUGGCCUCACCGGGCAGCCCUUAUUACCAGCUGCUAGGCUGCCUGCAGUCAGUCCACCACGAUGCAACGCUUUGAGGGCGACAGACUGAGACAGGCAUGGAGGUGCAGAGAGAGGGUGGGGGAGGGGUGAAUUAAGGGGACAAAAGUGGAUUAGAGCGAGAAAUUACAUCUGUGUGCGCCUCCCCAAUGAGCUGUGAUGGAGGGAAAGAAUGUUUUAUUAUAUACAUAUAUUAAAAAAAAUCUACUGCAGCCUUGCUCCUUUCCACCCACUGAUAUGAAGUAGAACUACUGAUCUCGCAAUGAUGCAUUCAGUGAUGUUAAAUGUCUGACUAUUAAGAGUGAGCUCCUACACCAAUAUGAAGGACACUGGCUGCUAAACGGUGGUUCUCCUGACGACCCCCACCCCUCCUCCUCCUGACAUAACUGCACCUUGAACACUUCCUACCCAGCACCUUCUCUUAAAAAGAAACCCCACAACAUAUAAAGUUUAAUCACACACAGAAUUGGAUUUGUUUAUUAUCACGUGAGGAGUAUUGUGAUGUCAGUAAAGUAAAAUAGAAAAUGCAAAGUAUUUACUAUAUUUAAAGUUUAAAUGCAUCUAUUUUUCAGUGAGUUUUGUCAGAGCGCUUAAAGUCUGAGGACAAUGGGCCGACGCGAAAGGGUCACAAACGCCUGCUUAAUGUUGACAAUAGUUUAUUUCAAGACCUUUUUUUAUAUUUAAGUUUCUUGUGGUCAUUCUGACACUAUGUAGCUAAAAGAGUAAAACGUUUUAUUUGUAAGGAUGAUCGCUAACCGCCAUGGUAGCUGGGGAUUGUGUUGCAGUUGUCCCUGCAGAAAGUGCAACUUACCUCGGCUGCCACAGUUAUUCUGGAUGCUUUACUGAGAGGGCAAAGAACUAACCCGGUAUGUACAGGAGGUAUGUAUCGGGCAAUAUCAAAAACCAUUCUGCUCUGCCCCAUUUCUAGAUUUAUAUGUAGUUUUAACUGUACAAGGGCCCAUAUAUCUACAUAGCAGUGUAAACUGUCAAGCAACAAAAAUACCAAAAUUGUGGUAAUGUUUCAUUUUUUUUUUUUUUUUUUUUUUUUAAACAAAAACUGGUAGCAGGAAUAGGCAAAUUUCCUCUUGAUUUUAUGAUUAUUGCUUAUUUCUGUCUGGUUUCGUUUUAUUGCAGUCAAAUGCUCCUAAAUGAUUCCAACAGUCUGUUUCUUGUACUUUUUAAAUUCUCAGGAUGUAAGAUGUGACUAUAUUGUCGUUGUUGUAAUAAGACUGGAAGUAAUUUACAGCCCUCUUUAAAUGGAGUUACCUUCGUAUCUUGUAAAAAGUAAUUGUAUAGUAACAUAAAAGCCAUUGUGCAUGAAAAAAAAAAAUAAGAACUCUGUAAAGACGAGAGGGCUUAGACAGUUGAGAUAAUGUGAAGACUUUUUCUUGUAACGUGCAUACGAUCAGUGAAUCAGCAGACCACAGAAUGCAGAAAGCUCAAGCCUAUAGUGUUUUAUUAAAGAGUUGCCUGGGAGUGUGCUGGGCUUCUGUACAUACACUUGCCUUAGCUAAAAGACUUGUAUGACAUGUAUGUCCUGACCACUGAAAGCUUGAACGCAUGCUUAGCAUUACUGCUAUCUUCGCACAUUGUCUUUUAAUACUGUAUUUCCAUGGGUACAGUUGCCAUGACUAUUGUGUGGAUGAGACGAAUCACAAUCUAAAAGGAGCCUUGUAACCUUGGCGACCAACGGCAAGCUAUGACAAAUCAACAGACGAGGAUGUGUAGCGAUGCUGCGUCACAGCAGGAGUUUUGUUUCUGUUGAGCUUUAAAUAUUGUUUUGUCUCGGUUAAAGCUUGGUAAAUAGUUCAUUGGUCAUUGUCUUUGUGCAAAAUAUUAAACACACAGGGCACUUGAAAACUUGGAAGUUCUUCUCAUGUUCAUGUUGGCCUCUUUUAGUGAAAUGCAGUACGUAAAAGUAAACAUCACGGCUGUCUGUGUGCUAAAUAUGUUCCUGCUUUCCUUGGAUCAUGUUAACAUAAUGUAUCCCCAAUAAAUGACUGAGUCCUCUGAAGCUGUUUUUGAAACUAAUCUGAGGCCUCACUGAAGGCAGAUUCAUCAAAGCCUUCAUCAAUCUAGAUUUCACUUGAGUUUGUGGGGUUGAGAAAAUAAAGAUUUACUAUUUAUAAUGUUCAACGAAAUGAUUCAAAGACUGGUUAGAGCUGUCGGUUAGUAUCUUCCUCAGGCAUGUGAAGAUCAUAGGACCCCUGCAGGGCGGUAAUGCGAUUACCCAGAAAUCUUUUGUGCUUUUGGGAGAUGGGCUUUGAGGUUGUGGACAAAGGUUAUGUUCCACUGAUUUAACACGCUUCUCGUUAAGGCUUUAUUUCCACGUUAAGAAUGAAUGACUCCGACACCCGUUUUGGUUUAAUAAAAACUGUCAACUUCUUCUACAGAUCUUAAAAUGUCAACUACCUUUGUGAUGAGCAUGUUACAGCUUGACUUUAAAAGAAAGCCUUAUUGUUUUCUGUAUUGUUGUAUUUUUAUGUAUCUUCACUGGCCGUAGCAGAAGCACACAGAAUUAAAUGAAAACUUAAGUUUU
Messenger RNA from Mugil cephalus (flathead mullet), 12334 nucleotides. It is a transcript of the gene htt, whose product is annotated as huntingtin. The record is from RefSeq and is a predicted model, not a curated record. Gene Ontology annotation, cellular component: cytoplasm; nucleus. Lineage: Eukaryota; Metazoa; Chordata; Actinopteri; Mugiliformes; Mugilidae. The transcript is spliced from 67 exons. The coding region runs from base 252 to 9833 and encodes 3193 amino acids.